AUGCCAUCGUUUCUUCCCGAUCAGCACAAUUCGUCAAUUUACAACAACAACCCCGACAUCCUCGACCUUGAUCCCACGAACCAGUUCGGUCUUGCGAAUAAGGAGAGGGUGAAUGGGGGUUCUAUCCGCCACGCCCGAUCCGACACCAUAAAUGAGCGUUUUGACGAGAGCUCCAUUUCUUCUACACACGCGUCCGAAGUUUCCGACUCUACACCGGCGCAUAUGAAUGGCAACAGUAACAGUACACGGCCUACGAGCAUGAGCUCUGUUUCUAAUGGAAAGUCAGCUACGGCUACUCGCCCUUCCCGACACAACGAUGACGCCGAAGUCGACAACUUUGGGCAGAAGCCCACGUUGAACGGUACCACAAACCUUGCCGACCGUACUCGCCAUCAUUUCUCCGAUGUCAAUGGCAUGAAUUCUAACACAAACUCCACUAAUAACCAUCAACAUUAUAAUAAUCUAUCAAAACCUCUUCCAUCAGAACCUCAACAGUCAGAAGAGGUUUCUGAAAAACCCCAGAAUGGAGGUAUUGAUGGAAACUCACUACUCCCUGCGGAACCACGAGGCUCCCACACCAACACAAACCUCGAUGCGGCGCAGACAGUGCCGGCUCGUACCAAUGGCGCCCACAGAUUGUCAUCCCCACCAAUCUACAACCCUUCGAGCGCGGCAGCGUCCUCAACAGGGCAUCUCCAAGCACCUCCACCUGGUCUUAAGCAACGACAUACUCUCGAUGUGCCCAAGUACGUCCCAGGUCGUGCAUCCAAGGACGGCAUGGACACUGCUCAGGCUAGCGGCCGCUUCUCUCCUACUAAUGCCGGAACCCCUAGUGGCCGACGUCCUUCCUUGAGUAUGGGUCGAAGGCCAACCCGGUCAAUGCAGUCAGACGGGCCUCGAGAUGAGAUCGUGCCGGACGAGGAUGCGCUCCGCUGGGCAGAGGCUUUGCGACAAAAGCGUGCCAGCAAGCGAAGGAGAAAGGAAGAGGAGGACGAUGAUCGAGUUCUUGUCGGUACCAAGGUUGACGAGACUCAUGCUAACUGGGAGACCGCCUACAACAUGCUUACAGGCAUUCGUGUUUCGGUUUCGAGAACGAAUGCUAAACUCGACCGAGAAUUGACAGAUGCCGAUUUUGAUACUAAGCAGAAGUCGACAUUUGACAUUGCCGGUAAUGAGCUGGUACCGUCCGCAAAGUACGAUUUCAAGUUCAAGGACUACGCUCCUUGGGUUUUCCGCCGCCUCCGAUCUCUUUUCCAUCUCGACCCAGCCGAUUAUCUCAUGUCGCUCACCGGCAAGUACAUAUUGUCCGAGCUUGGCUCUCCCGGCAAAAGUGGAAGUUUCUUUUACUUCUCAAGAGAUUACAAGUAUAUCAUUAAAACCAUUCACCACGCCGAGCAUAAGUUUCUGCGCAAGAUUCUCAAGGAAUAUUACCAGCAUGUCAAGGACAACCCCAAUAUGCUUCUUUCACAAUUCUACGGCCUCCACCGCGUUAAGAUGCCGUAUGGCAAGAAAAUCCACUUCGUUGUAAUGAACAACCUCUUCCCCCCGCACCGAGAUAUCCACACUACCUUUGAUCUGAAGGGAUCUACCAUUGGUCGAGAUUACCGGGAGGAGGAUCUGGAGAAGAACCCCCGUGCAACACUGAAGGAUCUCAACUGGCUCAGGCGGCAAAGAAGCCUGGAGUUGGGCAUUCAGAAGAAGCGCAUGUUUCUGGAGCAGCUGCAACGAGAUGUCGCUUUAUUAAAGCGACUUAAGAUCAUGGACUACUCAUUACUGGUUGGCAUACAUGACGUCGCACGAGGGAACGAGGAAAACCUUCGCGACAAGACGCUUCAAGUAUUCAACCCUGGUGGUGAGAAGUCUCCUGACGAUGAACCUAACUCGGUUCUUCUUCGCACACCAUCCAAGCUGGAGAACCAACGCAAGGCCAGGGAGCUGCGACAGAUGAUUCGCCAGGAGCGACCAGUACCCAUGGGUCAAUCAGCGAACAAGAUGCCAGAUGAGCUGCAAGAGGGCCAGCAUCGUCCUGGGUGGGUUUUCGGGCAAGAUGAUGGCGGUUUUAGGGCAACCCAUGAAGACAACACACCGGGGGAUGAGAUUUACUACCUCGGAGUCAUCGACUGUCUCACUCACUAUGGAAUUAUCAAGAAGAUCGAGCAUUUCUGGAAGGGCUUGUCCAGUGACAAGACGCAAAUCUCGGCUCUCCCACCCGACCAGUAUGGUGACCGAUUCUACCAUUUCAUUGAGGGCGUCACCAUGUCGACCGAGGAAGCUCACAGGGAGGCCGAGAGGAGACACCAAGAGAUACUUGAGGCGCAACGCUCGGAGGCAAGGGUCUCUAGUUGGAAUUCUCGUCGUAGGUCAUCUCAACCCAUUCCUCCAGUCCCAAGUCAUGGCCCUCCCCCACCACCCGGUCCGCGAUCUCCAGAAGCGCGGGAAACGGUUGAGAAGGCCAAUAGGGAGGCCGAACGUUCAGAGAGACAUGGCCACACCGAGGACCAAAUACCAGAUCGAGUUUUGUCUACUGGCACUCUCAAAGACACUCGCGACUCGCUGCAGCACGAGCCUAUUCUUCCUGUGGUGCAAGAGGCAGGCGAGAACGGGCGCGAUGAUAGUGAGAUCCGGCCUUUGACACUCCCCAAGGACCUCAAUAAAAGCCUCCCACCUACUAGAGCACCACCACCCACUCCUCCUAAGCCUGGAUAUCCUGGAGCAGGAAGUGCCGAUAGCGGAUAUGCAGGUUUUGGUAAUGGCACGGCCCUGGGCAACAACGGCUAUGCGUCUCAACAAAGGGUUAGCAUUGACAGCCUUAACAAGGAGCUGCCUCCACUACCGAGGAAGGAUGGCACAGACAACAGUGGCAUACGGAUGGUAGCUUAG
Fusarium venenatum is the source of this 2880-nucleotide messenger RNA. RefSeq lists its product as uncharacterized. Gene Ontology annotation, molecular function: 1-phosphatidylinositol-4-phosphate 5-kinase activity. The record is from RefSeq and is a predicted model, not a curated record. Lineage: Eukaryota; Fungi; Ascomycota; Sordariomycetes; Hypocreales; Nectriaceae. Gene Ontology annotation, cellular component: plasma membrane. Gene Ontology annotation, biological process: phosphatidylinositol phosphate biosynthetic process.